UAUAGAUAAGUACCUUCUAUCUUCCUUCUUUGUCAUAAAACAUUUUAAAUAAAAUUUAUUAAUGAACUAUGCAGUGGAGGGUGGCAUUUACUUUUGAAAUAUCGGUAUACACUGUAUCGUUGAUCAUGUCACUAGUCUUUAGAUUGAAAUACCCAUGCCCUUGUCAAAACUGAUAUGAAUUCCACAAAUCAAAAGUCAAAUUAGAGAUUAUGAGAACAAGUGUUUUGUAUUAGAUGUCCUUAUCAUUCACUUCUUUCAAAAGUGUUGGGAUUUACAAUGUAGGCCUAUAUACACGUCCACUUUGACUUUGUAAUUUGCCUAAAUAUUAUUAAGAGACAAAUUCAGACGUCUACCCAAAGGUAACAAAAUUUGACAAAUUAACCAUCAAAUGAACUCUUUAGCGAGUCUGAAAUACUUGACUUUCAGUUUGUCCCAAUAAGUGCACGUCAGAGUCUGUGGAUGCGUUGUUGCUUCUGAAAAGUGUUGGCCAAAGAAAUAUUUGCAAUUUUACCAGGGCAGAAAUGAGUGAAACGUACAUGUACAAGUACUGACAUGAGUGGAGUCUAUUAAUUACAUGGCAGGAAGCAUUCCAUACAAGUAUUUUUUAAUUUUUUAGUACAGGGGUGGGGACGACGCCCACUUUGACAAGGAUAGGGGUAUUUACAAGAGAUUAAACACUUCCUGUAUGGGGUGGGGUGGCUGGCUGAUGUGCAUCGCUCAGCUGUGUUAUGCUGAAUAUGUAGAUGUAUGCAUUAGGCCUACUAUUAAUCCCAGUCAUGAGAACAAUACAGGCUUCAAUAAGGAUCAAUAUGUCUCGAGACUCUCGACAGUACACAUACUUGGGAAUAUAUGCGUGGUAGUUUGAUACUCUUGCAGAAGAAAAAUGUACAUUUUGCAACUGACUUUACAAAUAAAACAUGGUGAUUGUAGACCUUGCCGGAAGGGGGCUGAAGAAGCUUGAGUCCCUGCCCACGUCAGAGACCCACGCAACAUGCACAACCCUUAUACUGGAUCAUAAUGGACUAUCACGCAUUGACAAUCUUCAGGAAUUCAAGAACCUUCAACAGCUGUCAAUUGGGCACAAUCGUUUGGUGCGUAUGAACGGAAUCUCAAGGCUGCCAACCAUCAGAGUCCUCAACUUGCCGAACAACAGUAUCCAGACCAUAGAAGGUCUGAGGGACCUUCCAGAACUUGAAUGGCUAAAUCUGUCAGGAAACAGUAUCAAGAGUAUUGACCAUCUCAGCAGUAACCUGAAGCUACGUCACCUUGACCUGUCGGACAACAGCGUCUCGUCGAUCAUGGACAUCUCUAUGCUCAGCAACCUCAAGACAUUGCUUCUCCAUGGUAACAUCUUAACGACGCUACGCAGUAUACCCAGCUGCAUUCCACACUCACUUGAGAUCCUCUCACUCGCAGAGAAUGAGAUAUCAGAUCUCACAGAGGUGUCAUAUCUCUCUUGUCUAAACAGUCUACAGCAGCUGUCUGUCAUGAACAACCCCUGCGUUCUCAUGGCCACACCCUGCUCAUCCAAUGCAUCACCUUUCAACAGCGGGUUUGACUACAGGCCCUACAUCGUCAAUUGGUGUCCAACGCUACACAUCCUAGACGGUUAUGCAAUCACACAUAAAGAAAACUUGAAGGCUGAGUGGCUGUACAGUCAAGGCAAAGGAAGAUGGUACCACCCAGGACAACACCUACAACUUGUGCAAUACCUCGGCAACACAUGCCCUCUCACAGUGGUGUCUGAGACACAGGCAAAAGAAGAUGAAAGGUUGAUGAGGAUCCUCCAACAACAGAAGAAAUACCAACAACAGCAACACCCCUUCCCAGUAGCCAUAGGUGGUCCUGACUCCACCCAGGCACAGCUUCCGUCUCCAUCCCCUUCAAACCCACCCCAAGCCCAGGCCCAGGGUGGGGCACAUGCGCCAUCCACCCCAUCGUCUCUCCCGUCUACACCGGUAGGCAAUGCCCCUGCUGGGUCCGCCAUGCGCCCCACCCGGCUCUCGCCUACCAAACUGACCCCCUCAAUGCCCGGUCAGAAGGGUGGCAACGGUGGUCAGAAGUCUCCUACCAAGAGGAUGCCUUCGCCUCUGAGGAGCCCUUCUCCCUCCAAGGUGCUGAGCCCCGGUAGUGCAUGGCCUUCAGACAGGAAUGAGAACUCACAGCUUCAUCGUAACUUCAAACCGGUGGGAGAGAACUCUCCUCCAUCUGGGACUGCCGAUGUCUUCCUACAAGAUAUUGAAGAUGGUGAAGUUGAUCAGCUAGGACCCCUUGCCUCCGAGGCAUCCUUCCUCCCACACCAUCCAAUGCCCAGAGAAGCUCAACAGACCAGACCCAACACAGCCUCAGCCCAACAGGCACAGCACCCUCAUACCACCAAGCAUAGCAAGGCCAAAGCUAACGUGUCGGAAGAAUACACGGAUGUACCUCCGACCAGACAGUCUCAUGGUAUCACAGACACAGCAUCCUUUGCAUCCCAUGUUAGAACCCAGUUGGAGAAGACCCAGAGCGGGGGCGACGCGUCCUCCCCCGUAUCCAAGUUCCAGGCAUACGAGGACCGCCCUGUUAAACCUCUGGCAACGAACAUGCUCAAGAUGCAGCUGGAAGGGAACGGGUCAGGCCACGGGAGGGUCACGAAGAAGGCGAGCACACCGACUCCUCGGCAGUCAUCGAGCCUCCCCUCGACCCCGACCCCAAGACACUCAUCCUCCAGUCUCCCCAGUACCCCCACGCCUCGCAGCCCACAUGACUUCCACCACUCGUCCAAGGCAGGAAGGGAGAAGGGCAGGGGACAUCUUGGGAAACGAGCGGGAGGGGGAAGCAGUGGGGAUCUCAGGGGAUCGUCCUCAGGAUCAAAGAGUGAUGGCAAACAUGGCAAAGACACAACCAGCUCCAGGAAGCAGGGGAAAGGUCAGAGUGGUAGACAUUGGGAGGUCAACGGCAACCCAGACUUUGAGAGCAGACCUGAAGCGGAACAGAUGACCGCUCAGGAGGCCUGGGCAGGUGGGGGUAAGGAGGAGAGCAAGGACGGGGCCGCCAGCACCAUACAGGCCAGCUGGAGGGGCCACCACGCCCGCAAAGGGGACGAGAAGGCUGGCCGCGCCCAGAAACAGAUGCAAGAACAGAGGGUGGAAGAACAUAUCAAGUACCUCAACAUGGAGCUUGAUAGGACACGUCAGAUGUACGAACAAGAGAAACAUCUAAGAGAACUGCAAAUGGAGGCCCUGAAACUACUUUGGAAUCAGGUGAAAACCCUGCAGGAGUGGAAGCAAGAUGUGGAUGGCAGGGACGUACCCCCCUCUGGUGGACCCCUCCCAGUGCCCCCUACCACUCCCUCCAUCAUCCCCUCACCUUCCCAGGGUGAUCCCAGUGUUCCAGGAUCCCAGUUCAAGGAUGCCCAGGAUCUCUUUGACACGCCUGCUUCAACCGUACGGGAAGUCCAACUGGAGAAGACCUGUAGCAGCUUACAGAAGCAGGUUGGUCGCCUUCAGGAAUCGAUUAACAGCAUCACAACCUUCAUCACCUCCGGAUAUGUGACCAACCCUUCAUCUCCUUCCGCACCCUUCCCUGCCACCCCUCUUCCUGCUAAAGACCAAUCGCUCACCCAGCCACCUUCACAGGCUUCAUCCAAAGACAAACCCUUGUUGGUAGCAUCAAAGUCAAGUCCGUCUCAGAUCACCUCCAAGCCAUUCUCGGAUGGGAAGAAGAGCCCACCGGGAAAUAUCAAUACCAACAACGCAGUACCAGCUACUGCUGGUAGCGUUGGAGCGACUCAAGGGGUCACCCUGCCUGCACCAUGGGAGGGAGCGAUGAUCAACCAGGCACUGAACAACCUUCCAGAAGGUCUGCAUCCAUUAGAUGUGCAACAGCUUCUAAUCAGCGCAGCAAAGUGGAUGUCGGAGCAGGCAGGUAUUGCAGGUAACGGGGCAGGAGCAGGUGGAGGAAGCAGCAACGCAGAUGCCACCAACCAGGCUACUCAAGCUGCCCCUUCAGUAAUCCAGGCUGGACAUUUCCUACCAGAUGAGAAGGACCAGGAAGAUGCUGAACCAAAGCCAACAGCCCCCACGGAGCUAGUCGCCACAGCUCGCUCCGACACAAGCAUUGCCCUGAAGUGGAAGCCGUCGUCCAUGCCUGGUGAGAAGGAGGGUGGGGCAAGGCAGCUCAUCAGUCCUAUCAAGGGUUACAAGCUCUUCAUUCAGCUAGGGGAGAAUCACAGGGAAGUGAUGGAUGUGCCCUAUCCUCAGGCCAUCCUGGGAGGACUUACUCCAGGAAGUUACAGAUUUUCUGUUCGGGGAGUUGGACCAAACACUGAGUCUGAUGAUUCAAAUACAGCCGAGGUGACAUUGCCUCAAUCUCCACUGGCCAAGAAGGCAUCCCCUGCAGAAACUCAGAAAACAAGUCCAGCAAAGCAACGUCCAGUAGCCAGUCCGAGGAGCAGCAAGGAGAACCAGAAGAAAUCCAGCUCAAAGACUUCCUCUGAAGCUUCCAAGGACUCCCCCAAGAAGUCUUUGAGUAAGAAAUCCAGUGGCUCUUCAAGCAGAGGGGAUGCUUUGAAGGACAAGUCCAACAUUGGCAGUCAGAAUGCAAAGAAUGAUGCUAAGUCAGCAAGAGAAUCUACUAAAGCAGGGAAUGGAAAGCAAGUUAUGCAGCCUGCUUCUGUGAAAUCAAAAAGAGAAAUGGACAUCGAUGCUGAGCCCUCUGUUGUGGACCUUGAGGACGGUUUGAAAGUGGCCAUUGCCAAGUCUGUUGGAGUUGAGAUGAGUCAACAGAUAAUUGACACUGCUAUCCAGAUGGCCAUCAUUGCUCUUAUUGAUGUUGGUCCUGAUGUGGAAGGAGCCAAUUCCAUUGAGGAAGACAAGAAAAAUGGAGGUGGUGGAGCAAUUGAAGUUGUUCCUGUCCAACAACUUGAAGUGUCGUCCCAAAAGGAAGGUCCACUGGUGGUUAAGCAAAGUAGCUUAGUAGACGGACAUAUUGGUGAGAAAGCAAAUGAUGUGCAGGGUUUGUCUAAGAUAGUGAAAGAGGGGUCGGGUGAGUGUCAGAAAGGUAUUGUUUGUGAAGCCGGUAUAGGGAAUGAAAAUGUAAAUGAAGCAAGCAAGUGUAAUGGUGUUCAGGGUUUAGAUGAUACCUCAGGCAUAAACCCUUUGUGUAAUGGGGACUCACAGGGUAGUGGCAAUAAUCAAUCUUUACAUUGCAAUAAGAACAAUACACACACUGAUUCUCCUUCCAACUCAGAAUUACAAAUGAAAGAAAGCACACCUCAGCCUGAAUCAGCAGGGAAUGGGUCAGAGCCAAAUCAGAGUUUAGGGAGUGUUGCUGAAUCUUCUAAAAUAGUUGAACAGUCCUCCACGAAAGCGACAGAAGAAACAGUGUUUAAUUUUGACUUCCAGGGUGGGAUCCCCUACCCUCAAUCCCCAACAGGAAUAACAGAGAUUGCCACCUCAGAAAAGUUGUUAGUUGUGUCUGAACAGAAGGAUGCUCCUGUCAAAAGUCCAAAGCCCAAACCCAGCCCUCGUUUGUCCAAACUGGCAGCCAAUUUCACUUCAAAAUCAGCCAGCAGUAAUGGUGCAAAUACAAUGACUGAGAUAAGCGAAAUGGAUGAAUCACACAGGGUGAGUGUAGGUCAUGAUCCUUUUUCAGUGGACUUUGAAGAGUCCUUGCCUGUGAGUGAUUGUGAUGACAGUGAAGAUAGGACAGUCAAUUUGAGAUUGGGUGAGGGCAAAGCUAAGAGAGUGGUGAGUUCAUCAAGCCUUGAAGACAGCAGAAUGUCCUCAGAUGAAGCAUCUCCUAGCGACCACAGUGCUUCCUCCAACAAAUCUUCCAAGCAGACUGUCUCAUUCUCUCUGGCUCCAAAGCCCAACAAGCCCAAACCAAAAGAGGCUCCUGUUUCUGCCAAACACAGCGAGGAAGCCAAGACGAACAGCCGCUCCAAAGCAGGAGAUGGCACAGAACAGAACAAAUCUGAUGAUAGGCCAAGCAGAGCCACACGACCUACCAACAUCAAGACAAUCCUCAGCCCUAUAAACUCCCCAAUGAUGCAGCACAAGUCUAGGAGUAAUGGUGGGUCAGGGAUUCCGAUGGUCCGAGUACCCUCUCCAACCAAAGGUUUCUUGAGGCUUGGUGGCGGUGUCCACCGUACCACUAGUACCCCAUCCUUAGAGAUUGUGAAGAGUCCUGGGGGAAAUGGAUCAAACGGAAAUGGCAAUGGCCAGAAUAAGACAAAGCCUGAAUCCCCAUCCACUGACAGCCAGCCUCAACAGCCUCUCUUUGCCAGGUCUCGCUCCAAGAGCGGUGGAACCACCCUAUCUAGCCCCAGCGGAGGGGGGCAGAGCGCCUGUAAGGGGCGCAUCAAGGCCGGGAAGAAGGGCAGCAAGGUACCCCAGAUCAAGAGAAGUGGCUCCGAGCCUAAUCUUUACCUUCAGAAGCAGCUGGAAGCGGAGGAUGAGCUGGAGAUGCAAUCGGAAGCAGAUGGCAGUUCUCCAAUCAAACAGCGGAGAGGUUCUGCUGGAUCACAGGCUAGCAGUAACAAGCAAUCCCGUUUGAUAUCUCCUGGCUCCAACAGGAUCUCCCCUCCUGGAGGUGGAUCCUCUAAGCUCCCAAUUAAACACAGCACCUCCACCCAAAACCUCAGUAUGAACGGAUCCUCCAGGAGUUCCUCAUCCUCCUCCAGCUCUUCAUCUUCUUCUUCUUCCGUCGCUACCGCUGCAGCCAAACGAGCCACCAGUCCCGGCCCAAGCAAGCGUGGCACUAGCCCAGGCAGGACCAACAAGCGAGGCACCAGUCCAGGCCCGACAAAACGUGGCACCAGUCCCGGUCCCACUAAACCUCAGCGAGGCACCAGUCCUGGCCCUUCUUCCAAGAAUCGAGCCAUCAGCCCGGGUAGGACACCGCGCACCAAGCAGGUGAUGUCUCCAACUGCAGGGAUGAAGAUGCCUGCAAGCAGUGUGAGCAAUGCCAAUAACAGCAACAGUGACGAGUGCACUGGGAAACUGAGCAAGAUGGCCAAGAUGUAUCGCAAUCUGCACAAGAAGGAAUUGAAAAAUAAUGAAGACAAUGCCAAUAAUAACAACAAUUGUAAUGACUUCGUGAGCGGAACUUCAAGCAACAGUACCCUAUACAAUGAUGCUACUGAUUCGCUAUUGUAAUGUUGAGGACAACUUCAUUAUUCACCAACCGGAAGUAUAAUUUUGUGCCUACUUUGAUACUUUGAGCUUUAGCUAUCAAGUUUAAAAGUUUGUUUGUACUCACACGUUUAUGGUGAAAACAUAUGUCUAUUCCUGAUGCAAUGUUGGGGGAUUUUUUUUGCACCUGAAUGAGGCUUCAGUGAGUGUUUUAUGAAUCAUACAUAAUUCCCAAAAUUGUACAAUUUAUGCCACAAGUGCCGUUGACAUGAUAAGGUGUAUCAUGCCCUUAGCAUGAUACACACUAUGCAAAAUUUGUUUUUUCAAAAGUUUAAUGUUGCAUGUAGCCAAUGUUUAGGGACUUACAAUGCUUGCAUGAGGUGAAGGCUGAUGGUG
This is a messenger RNA of Lytechinus variegatus (green sea urchin), 7514 nucleotides long. Its product is annotated as serine-rich adhesin for platelets-like. Gene Ontology annotation, molecular function: protein binding. The record is from RefSeq and is a predicted model, not a curated record. The transcript has 19 exons. The coding region runs from base 918 to 7142 and encodes 2074 amino acids. Gene Ontology annotation, cellular component: cytoplasm. Lineage: Eukaryota; Metazoa; Echinodermata; Echinoidea; Temnopleuroida; Toxopneustidae.